This is a messenger RNA of Dimorphilus gyrociliatus, 1710 nucleotides long. The record is from the annotation of a GenBank genome assembly. NCBI's taxonomy places the organism in Eukaryota, Metazoa, Annelida, Polychaeta, Dinophilidae.
GUAAGUUACUAUUUCCGGUUCCGGUAAAAGUAAAUUUUAAAAGUCUCCUUUCUAAAUUGAGAUAUCCUGCUUUUUAAAUUAUAUCUCUUAAUUACAUGGAUGUUUCACCUCGAAAAUUGAGACCUAGACGAAGUGCUAGGAAGAAGAUCGAGGAUCUACAAAAGGAGAUUGAAGACGAGUGCAAAGAAGAAGGUAAAUCAAGACCUGAAACAGGAGCUUCCCGAAAACGAAAGCGUACAAGCUCUUUUGAGGUGUAUGAUACCGAUGAGGAUCAGCAUGGUUGGUCUAAGGGAGAUAAACUACGUUUGAUCCAGGGAUUACUCAAAUAUGAUAGCAGAGAUCUGUUAAAUCUGAGCAUGACGACAAAGAGAACUGUUAGUGAAUUACGGAGCUAUUUCCUACGUCUGCAACCCUCUCUUGGGAGCGUUUCAACAGUUUAUUAUUCUAGUCCUUGUCUGGAGGAGUGGGAAGCAAUGGUGAACAAUUUAGCCCUAAAGCACCAAGACUAUUCGACAUGUAUAUCAAAACUAUUUAACGCAAUUCAGAAAAUUGAAGCAUCACCGAAAAGACUCCCUGAGUCUGAAACUAAGCAAGAUCCCGGAGUUGAUUGGCCCUCUAUCUAUGGAUUUUUUUCAGACGCUCUCGCCGAAAAGCCUGUUCGUAACCUCAAGUUAUUAGAAUCAAAGAUAGUCUUAGAUGUCUUGGAAGAAUUGAAAAUAUUUUGCGACUGUUUCCAAGCUUCUUCCUGCUCCGAAACUGUUCAAGAAGCCGUAAGGCAAAUAGCUAAGAAAACGGAAUACGAGAGACAAUUUUCAAGGAAGUUUAGAAUUCCUGGUAGAAGAGUAAUAUCCGAAGCAAAAGAUGUCCCAUUCGAUUCUCUAAACCCUCUAGAUUUACCAGAGGAAUGUCUAAAGCUACGAAACAAAAAGGAAAUUGACGAGUUUUUGAAAGAUUAUCGAUUCGGGAAAUAUAUGGAAUUGGUUAAGGCUUGGCCAUACGUUUAUAAACUGGAUUUGUUCAAAGCUAUUAGAAGAUCCUCUGAUAAAAGUUACAAACUAUAUAAAGAAUUAGAUAAAACUUUACAACCUACAUCUAAAGUUAAUGCUAAACCAAAAACCUAACAUUAUCCUAUAUUGAAUUAUAUCGUAAUAAUCCUAUGUUAAUAGGAAAUUGCUCUUCCAACACAAUGAUUUUUAAUGAAAUAUCUAUUGAUUGUUUAAGCACAGUAUAUCGACUAUUGAUAUAGUGUAAAAACGUCUAAAACUUUAAUGUUAACAUUAACAUGUGCAGCUAUUUUGUUGGUGAUAAAUCAGAUUUUACUGCUAAUUUCUUCAAAUAUUCAACAUUUGGCGUCUUUUCUUGAAGAAAUACACUAUUGGUUUCAAUCUUUAACAAUUCGUUUUUCUCGUAUGGACAAAGAGGUAAAAAUAUCCAUCUUUUAAUUAAAAUAGCUCAGUUUGAUUAAAUAAUUCAAAAAGUUUAAAGUUAGUAUUGUUACCUUAAUCCUCUUCUAGAGAUAUUAAUUAAACGAAUAAGAACUAAACAAAUGAUAAUUAAGAGGAAAGCCGAUGCUAGAAAUGUACAUAUCAAAUGCCAAAAAUAAGUUUUUAGAUAAAAGUUAAGAUAUUCAAUAAAACUUGAAGAUGAUGACGGUUCAGGAUCAUAAUAAGUUUUCACGCCUUUAGCACCGAUAUCAAAGAAAUAAUCUAA